GGCAAGGGAAGCCAUGGUGACGACGACGAAGAUGAUGAAGAUGAUGAAGAAGAACACAAGUGGCACGGAAAGGGAGAUCAAGACAACGAGUGGCACGGAAAGGGUGACCAAGACAACGAGUGGCACGGAAAGGGUGAUCAAGACAACGAAUGGAACGGAAAGGGUGGUCAGGACAGCGAGUGGCACGGAAAGGGUGGUCAGGACAGCGAGUGGCAUGGAAAAGGAGGCCAGGAUGAUGAAUGGCAUGGAAAGGGAGGCCAGGAUAAUGAGUGGUACGGUAACAAGUGGCAAGAUAAUAAAUGGCAAGACGACAAGUGGCACGGUGACCAGUAUCCCAGCCACAAUGAGAUUGACACAUCCCACACUAUUACCAUAACCAAAACCAAUUGGAAUACUAUUUUCCAGACAAUUGUUCCUGUAAGCACCGCCACUGUAUACUAUGGUGGAGAUGAUUGUGAGGAGGAAGAUGAAAAUGACUGGCACGGUAAUAAGAAAUCCUACAAAGGUGAAAAGCCCCCUCGUCUGUAUUAAUCUUGCUCUAAUUGUCUAACUAUCAACAUACCAUAGUACAUAUAGUCUUUAAUGAUUUUAUUUUUUUAUGCUCAAUACAAUACCCACAUUUAAACCUCU
Molecule: messenger RNA, 630 nt
Organism: Phycomyces blakesleeanus NRRL 1555(-)
Lineage: Eukaryota; Fungi; Mucoromycota; Mucoromycetes; Mucorales; Phycomycetaceae
Exons: 2
Source: RefSeq, a predicted model, not a curated record